Messenger RNA from Bombus pyrosoma, 5260 nucleotides. RefSeq names its product otoferlin-like. The record is from RefSeq and is a predicted model, not a curated record. NCBI's taxonomy places the organism in Eukaryota, Metazoa, Arthropoda, Insecta, Hymenoptera, Apidae. Gene Ontology annotation, cellular component: membrane. The transcript is spliced from 27 exons. Gene Ontology annotation, biological process: plasma membrane organization.
AUGAGCCCCAGGAAAACUCGGUCGAACGUCUAUCAGAUUUGCAUAAAGAUUCUGAAAGCGAAACAUUUGCCCCAAAAUGCAAAUCCUAUGGUCGUGGUUAAAGUGGGAAAUCGGAGGAAAAAAACGGUGGUUCGUGAAAGAACGGACUCACCAAUCUAUAAUGAAUAUUUCGUGUUCGAUCUUUUUUGCAACUUAAACGAACUUUUAAGCACUAAAAUUACGAUAGCUGUAUAUCUGAAGGGUUAUUUACGUCUCAAGUUUCAUGGUAGUACGACUUUCGAAGUUGCUCUCGUUUGGGAUCAACCAGAUCAUCAAUAUUAUCACAAAUGGGCAAUGCUGACAAAUCCAAAGGAUGUUUCUGCGGGAUCGAAAGGUUACGUUAAAUGUAAUAUCGCGAUUAAUGUGAAAGGAGAGAAAUUGAAAGUACAUCCGGAUACAGAGGGCGAGGACGAUAUCGAAGGGAACCUCUUGUUGCCUGUCGGUAGCGAAUUUCUGCCCUAUAGGCAACGAGCAUGCUACAUUUUUACGAUUUAUCGAGCUGACGGGUUACCAGAUAUGAGCAGCCUAUGCGUAAAAAAUGAUUUCGAAAAUAUUAACCCGUUCGUGCAGAUAUCGUUCGCUGGAAUGAAGGAAACGACGAGCGAAGCAUGGCAAACCUACAGGCCGCGAUUUAAUGAAAAGAUUACGUUCAGAGAAAUGUUCCCAUCACUGUGUCAACGUGUCAGGAUUGCUAUCAAGCAUCGUGUUAAUAGCUGUCGAACGUGUGUCGUGGCUUCUUACAUUCUCAACAUGAGCAAAAUAUCGAAUUCUGGAGAGUAUGGUUUCCUACCGACUUUUGGGCCAUCGUUCCUUCACUUUUAUGGGUCCGGGACUACAGAAAGGAACAGCUGUUUCGGCAAGUGCUCGAUAGCUCUUCCUUUUUAUCGCGGUAGAGUUCUUCUUUCCUUAAAAACUGAAAUGGAUGACUCAGAAACAACGACGGCUGGAAUCAGUGCUGAAAGAGAGCUCGCGGCUCCUAUUAUCGAGAGAAGCUUGUGGAAGACCGAAGAAUAUUACCUGGUCACUGUAUUAUACGAUAUAAGUAUGAUCGAUCGGGGAAAAUUUUGGACGAAAUCGAUAAGCUUCGAGGUUAGCCUCGGGAAUGCCGGUAACAGACAAUUUGCUCGCAGCCAAUGCUUUGAGGACAAUAACGAUGGAAACCAGAUGUCAGACCGUAAAGCGGAGUUCGAAAGCGAGACCCUGCCACGAUUGACUGGAACAUUGGAUGGCAAAUAUAAUUACGUGCCUCUGGGUUCGCGAAAACCCUGCCUCUACGUUAGAUCUUGGUGGCCGAAUCUCGAUUGGCGAAUGCACAACAGUAACAGCUUGGCUUUCAUCGCUGAUUUCCUAGAACAAAAGUUGGAACAACUGGAGGACAUGGUCGAGCUUCAACAUCCAGACACUUACAAAUUCUACAACGAGACGAUUCGUACCAUGAAGAGCCAUUGCAUACAUUAUUUGCAUAUAUUAGACACGGGGCGAUACGACGACGAAGGUGGCACCACGAAGCUCGAUCGCCAUCGCGUGAAUCUAUGCCGUAAAGAGAUCGAGAAUAUCCUGAAGAGGAUCAAGAUCAACGGCGAACUUCCCAGUAAUCACUACACGAGAAUCGCAAUGGCACAUGCGUAUCAGUAUCUGGCUAAAGUGAAAAAGCUACGGGAAGACCCCCAGCAUGGCCUACCUGACGUUUUCAUUUGGAUGAUAGCCGGCUCGAAACGAGUGGCGUACGCGCGAUUUCCAGCCGAACGAAUUAUUUAUUCAGAAGAAAUGACCGAGAAGGGGUCAUUAUGCGGUCAAAAGGUUGACGUAUUUUUGGUACAUCCACGGGAUGAUGAAGGUGCCGAUUACAUGGCCUGCAAGCUUGAAAUUUUCCUGUGGCUUGGAAACGCCGAGUAUAUAGGAGCCUGUUGGGCCUCGAUUCCACCCGGUUACAAGGUGGACCAUGAGAGAAACAUUGAUUCGUUUCCCAAAUAUUUGGAUUACACACGCUCCACGACAUUUCAGUUGCGAGCUCACAUAUUCCAAGGUCGCUUUGAUCCUGGCAUGGAUGCAUCCGGUUUAUUGGAUCCGAUCGUGCGUGUCACGUUUCACGGUUACACGGCCUCCACCAGAAUUAUUAAGCAGACACUGGAUCCGUUCUGGGAUCAAACUUUGAUACUACCGCCGAAAACUAUUCAUGGGACGAAGGAGUACAUUAAAUCAAACCCGCCUAAAGCGAUUUUGCAAGUGUACGAUGAGGAUAUAUGCGGUUUCAAGGAGUUCUGCGGGAGAUGCACAACUAUCCCAUUAGUUAAGCUGGCGGAGGAAACUUACUCGCCGCCUAAUUUCCCUCCGAAACUCGAGUGGUACAAAUUUAAAUCGCAAAGGGAUUUCAGCGGCUCGGUGCUCGCUGCUUUCGAGCUCAUAGAGACGAUGGACGACAAGUCUGUGGACAAAAUCAUGGACUUUUCAAUGCAAGACGUCAUUUACAACAUACCGGAAGACAUCAGACCAAAAAUGACGAGUUACAGGCUUGAAGUUAUAUUUUGGGGCGUACGAGACAUGAAGAAGAUUAAUUGCAUGCCGGUGUUAAACCCUCAGAUUGUUAUAGAGUGUGCCGCCGUUCAAGUCAAGUCAGAAGUGAUGGAGAAUGCCAAGAAAUUCAGUAACUACAAGCAGACAUAUGUUGUCGUCGAACUGGACAUGCCAGAGCUCGAUAUCUAUUAUCCCUGCAUCACAAUAAAAGCUUACGACUCACGAGGAUUUGGAUGCUUCAAAUACGUCGGGAUUUGCAUAAUACCCACCGUUUACGUCUUUCUCGAGCAAUUAAUAACAGAGGAGGAUUACGACGCACGUAUACAAGGCACCAAAUCGAUUUUGAAAUCUCCAUGGACUAGAAGACAAUCUGUCACGAUUUCACCUUUGCCGAUCGAUUACGAUCCCUUGAAAGAAGACGAGAACAAGGAGUUGAUACCGUACAAGAAGAUGUACAAGAAGAAAUCAUGGAUUAGGAAAAUAUUACGGUCCUUAAAGAAGAUUUUCGCGCAUGUGAUACCAAGAAAAAAAAAGAAGAAGAAAAUGGACUACAAGCCAGAGGAGGAUCAGUCUCUCGACUGGUGGAGUAAAUACUUCGCUUCCGUGGAGGAGGAAAGAAGCAGAGAGCUGGGCAGCUUUUCUCCAGGUGAUCAGAAGCUCGUGACGACGUUCAAGGUAUACAACGGAGAACUGGAGAUGCAACCGCAAUUCGCCGGCUUUCAGGAUCGUCUGAGAUCGUUCGAAUUAUGGAAGGGGAAGAAGAGCGAAGAUCCCGACUACGAUACAGACAAUUACGUUGGAAAGUUCAAGGGACGCAUUUGUGUAUAUCACUGGCCGCACCCAAACAACUUGCCCUGCAAAACGAAAAGCGGCAGAAACGCGGCUAAUGGUCUAUGUGGUGAUUAUCCACAAUCGGAUCCCAUCAAAUUUCUGGUCAGACUUUACGUCGUGAAAGGUAUCGACUUGCAGCCUAGCGAUCCCCUCAGCGGAAAAUCUGACCCGUAUCUGUGCGUCAAGCUUGGAAAGACGUUUAUCAAUGAUAAAAAGAAUUACAUACCGAAUCAGCUAAAUCCAAUUUUCGGACGGCUCUUCGAGAUAGAAGCCACUUUCCCUCAAGAUUACAUGAUGAUCAUACAAGUAUGGGACUACGAUGCAACUACGACUGACGAUUUAGUAGGACAGACGAAGAUCGACUUGGAGAAUCGGUUCUAUAGCAGACACCGUGCUACUUGCGGUAUUUCCAAGACGUACAACGAGGGAGGGUACAAUAAGUGGAGAGAUCGCGAGAGACCGACGCAGAUACUCGAGCAACUUUGUAAAAGGAACAAUCUCCCAUUGCCGGAGUACCGGAAGCAUUACGUGAGAAUUGGACGAAAAAGAUUUCCAUUCGUCAACGAGCAAGCGGAAAACGGUACAUUUUAAAAAUUAAUCAGGCAAGAAUGUAUGGCACUGAACGUCCUUCAUCAAUGGCAAGAUUUCCCCAUUUGUGGCUGCGUCCUGGUGCCUGAACACGUCGAAAGGCGUCCGCUUUUUAAUGCCAGCAGACCCGGAUUGGAGCAGGGUAAAUUGGAACUUUGGAUCGACAUGUUUCAAUCUAGCGAGCUUCCUCCAAAACCGGCAGUGAACAUCAGUCCACCUGUACCAGAGGAAUAUGAAAUCCGUGUGAUCAUUUGGAACACCGAGGACGUGCCCCUCGUCGACAGCCAAUUUCUUACCGGAGAAAAGUGUUCCGAUAUUUACGUGAAAGGCUGGAUUGUUUACGACGAUUAUCAAAGAACUGACGUUCAUUACAACUCCUUAACCGGAGAGGGCAAUUUCAAUUGGCGAUUUAUAUUUCGCGUCCUGUAUUGCAAGGGUGAGCGUGUUAUGAUCGUACGCAAAAAGACAUCCAUCUUUGCUAUAAACGAAACCGAGGACAAACUGCCAUGUAGAUUACACCUGCAAGUUUGGGACAGCGAUCAUUUCUCUUCGGACGAUUUUCUCGGAGCAUUAACGUUGGAUUUAGCCAAGAUGCCACGGGGAAGUCCAAAUUCUAAAAACUGUACUUUAGAACUACUCAAUCAGAAUCUACCAACGAUCGAUAUGUUCAAAGUGACACGAAUCAAAGCUUGGUGGCCAUUGGAACGUAGCGUGAACGCAGCCCAAUACAUCCAGGCGGGUAAAAUUGAACUGGAAAUAUCAAUAUUGCAAGCGAAGGAGGCUGACGAGCAACCUGCGGGCAAAGGAAGGGAUCCACCUCAAAAUCUUUCUGCACCAAACCGACCGGAUACUUCGUUCUCCUGGUUCCGGAACCCGUGGAAAGCAUUUCGUUACGUUGUCUGCCGGCACUAUAAAUGGAGGAUAAUAGGCUUCUUCAUGUGUGUGUUGAUAGUAUUGUUGGCAGGCUGUGGAAUUUACGCUUUCCCUGGUUAUUUUGUGAAGCGCCUCCUUGGUGCUUGAGUCGGUUAACGGGGAAAGAAAACGAUGGAAUCGGGAACCAUUGCAGUUGCUCGGUCGUAAAUCAUGAAUUGUGUCGUAACAUGAAACAUCGAUUCUGACUACUUCAUGAUAACACGUUCGUUAUUUCGGCACCGUUAAUUGUUGGAUAACACGAUGAGCUCAGUUGUUCAACGAGCGUUUUAUUAAUUAACAACCUGCAAUUUAUUGUAAAGUUCGAAUCAAUGAAUUAUUAUACUUCCCCAAGUUUCCAAGCAGUAAUGUUCAAUGA